Messenger RNA from Wickerhamiella sorbophila, 1575 nucleotides. Its product is annotated as Lipase 6. The transcript has a single exon. Gene Ontology annotation, molecular function: triacylglycerol lipase activity. The record is from RefSeq and is a predicted model, not a curated record. Gene Ontology annotation, biological process: lipid catabolic process. NCBI's taxonomy places the organism in Eukaryota, Fungi, Ascomycota, Dipodascomycetes, Dipodascales, Trichomonascaceae. The coding region runs from base 1 to 1575 and encodes 524 amino acids.
AUGAAGUACGAUCCCUGGGUGCUCAUUGCCUCCGAGGCGCUGAACAAGGCUACCUCUAACUCCUCUUCUUGGGUCAGCUCUGUUGGCAACGCUCCUGUUAAGCCUGUCGACGACGACUUCUAUAAGUACGACGCCCAAAACAUCACCAAGUAUGCUCUCGGUGAUAUUUUGAAUGUUCGUGAGGUCGGUCUCGGUCAGUACAACUACUCCAAGGCUUGGCAGGUGCUUUACCGAAGUGAGAACACCUUCGGCUUCCCAGCUGCGACCGUCACUACCAUCGUUUUGCCUGUUGGAUACAACAGUACCGACAAACCCGCCAACGUUGUUUCUUACCAGCAGCAUGAGGAUUCUUCUUUCCUUGAUUGCAACCCAUCUUACAGCAUGUUCGGCAGCCCCGACAAGGAUCUCCAGGGUAUUUUGGACAAGGGCUACAUUCUGAACUUCCCUGACCACGAGGGUAAAAACUCCAGUUUCACUGCUGGUUUCCUCGAGGGAAAGAUGACUUUGGACUCUUUGCGUGCUCUUAAGAAUGCUCAGAACUUCACUGGUGUCAACCCCGGUCCUACCAUUAUGUGGGGCUACUCUGGCGGCUCCAUUGCUUCUGGCUGGGCUGCUGAGAUCCAAGCUUGGUACGCUCCUGAGCUUGAUAUCAAGGCUACUGCCGUUGGUGGUUUCGUUGUUGACUUGCUCGCCACCGUUGAGCUCGUUAACGGCACUCCCUAUGUCGGGUUCGUCCCCCCUGGUGUCCUUGGUCUUGGUGCCGAGUACCCCGAGUUCCAGCAGCUCCUUGAGGAACAGAUCAAGCCUGAUCAGCUGAAGUUUGCUAGCGAGGCUCUCUCGCAGUGCGUCUUGUCCGAUCUCGUUACUUACGCUAACGUCAACGUUUUCGACUUCUUCAAGAACGGCAAUGCUGUCUUGCAAAACAGCGUCAUGUUGGACACUCUUAACAACAACACCCUUGGUGGUACUACUCCCAAGGCUCCUUUGCUUGUGUAUAACGGUAUUGAGGAUCAGAUCGCCCCUAUCGGUAAGAUCGAUGAGGUUGUCACCAAGUACUGCAACGACAACGGUAAGGUCCGCUACAUCCGUGUCUCCGGCAAGGACCAUACUGGCACUUCUGCCGCCAAGGAUGGUGAAAUCCUUGACUCUUUCGCCGACAUUUUCGCCGGCAAGGUUUGGGACAAGUGUGAGGUUGAGGGUCUGCCCAUCGGCGAGUUCGGUAACAACACCGUCCCCAAGCCCAAGGUGUUCAACUCUACCAACUCCACUAACUCCACCAGCACUAUGAGCAACAACUCCACCCAGACCACCGUUGUGUCCGGCUCUGCGUCUGGCUCUGCCAAUGGUUCUGCUCCUGGCUCUGUAACUACUUCUGCUAAGGGUGGUGAGGCUUCCAAGACUGGCUCUGCUACCAAGGGCGGCUCUGCUACCAAGGGUGGCUCUGCUACUGGCUCUGCAACUGGUUCCGCUUCUGGCUCCGCCUCCGAGAGCGGUGCUUCAUCUGCUAACGCUGCCGCUGCUACUGGAAUCACUGGUCUCUUCGGUCUUGCCGCUGUUGCCAUUGCUCUCCUCUAA